CUUUCCAGCUCGUUUUUGAGAUUAUUUAAUUUUUUUCCCUUCCGAAGAAACCGUAACCCUAACUCUUCGAACUUCAUAAUUCUCCUCCCAAUUCAAUUCUAAUCUCAAAUCUGAAAAUUUUCAGUUUCAAUUCAAAACCCUAAAUUCUAUCAUUUGCUUGAUUAAUGGGUCGAGAUUCUGCUACUUCCUUAGCACCUGGCUUCCGAUUUCACCCAACUGAUGAAGAACUCGUCAGUUACUACUUGAAGCGCAAAGUUUCUGGAAAACCCUUUCGUUUUGAUCCUAUUUCUGUCAUAGACAUCUACAAAUCCGAACCUUGGGAUCUCCCUGGGAAAUCGAAGCUGAAGAGUAGAGAUUUGGAGUGGUACUUCUUCAGUGCUUUGGAUAAGAAAUAUGGCAAUAGUUCGAGGACCAAUAGGGCUACGGAGAAAGGGUACUGGAAGACGACGGGAAAGGACCGGCCGGUCCGCCAUAGCGCGAGGACUGUUGGAAUGAAGAAGACCCUUGUGUAUCAUAUUGGGCGAGCUCCUCGUGGUGCACGAACCAAUUGGGUGAUGCAUGAAUACAAACUCACUGACGAAGAGAUGGGAAAGAUUGCAAUUGUGCAGGAUGCAUUUGUGCUGUGUAGGAUAUUCCAGAAGAGUGGUACUGGACCAAAAAAUGGAGAACAGUAUGGUGCCCCUUUUAUUGAGGAGGAAUGGGAAGAAAAUGAAGAGCUGGCUGUGGUACCUGGUGAUGAUCAAGUGGCCGAAGAAUUGCUAGGGGGUGGAGGUGUUUGUGUUGAAGGCGAUGACUUCAGCGAGAAUGUUGAUGAAGGUAUUCUGUCUGAAAGUGCUCCACCUCCACCAUUUAACUUCUAUUAUGGUGAGACCAGCAACUCUAUUGAGCAAUCGGACAACUUCAUUGAAGAUGAUCAAAAGCCUGCAGUAGGCAUAUGCGAGACAUCAGAGCUUCCUGACGGACGGAAGUUCUUUGUUUUACCAGACGAGUGUGGGUUACAUGACAGAUUGGUCAAACAUGAGUAUCUUGCUGAGCCAAGCAAUGAUGCUGAUACUAAUGUGGCUGAUGAAGUCGAUGCUGGUGAUGUGGAUGGUCGUUACAUAUUGCAUGAGGCAUUCUUUAGUACUUCUGAUAAUCUUUCUUUUAGUGAUGAACUACUUUUGGAAUCCAAUGAGCUCUCAAACCAUACUGAAAGUGAUCCUGCUGCUUUUGACGUGCUUGAAGAGUAUCUUACCUUCUUCGACGCAGAUGGUGAUAAUGCAGAUAUGUCAUUUAAUCCUUCUGAAAUUCUCGGAAGUGGAAGUCCUGUUCCUGAUCAAGCAGAGGUCGCUGGUGGUGCCACCGAAUAUGCAUCUGCCAGCAAACACACUGCAGAUUUACGUCAUGACAAUGAGGCCUCCUCCUCCUCCUCUAUGCAAAAACCCGAGGAUCCAAAAGCAGAAUCAGAUAUCAAGUAUCCAUUCCUCAAACAUACAAGUCAUAUGCUCGGCAGCAUUCCUGCUCCAUUUGCUUCACAGUUUACUUCAAAAGAUGCUGCUAUCCAUCUUAAUUCAGCUCCACAAGCUUCGAGUUCUGUUCGUGUCACUGCAGGCAUGAUUGUCAUAAGAAAUAUGGCACUAAAUGGAGACGAUGUGAACAACUUGUAUGGCAAGAAUUCAGAUCUCAACUUAAUCUAUUUGUACGGGAUCAUCGAAGGCAACAUUGAUUCCUCCCAGUUGCCAACUGCUGGUGUAAAUUCCAGCAAGUCAGGACCGCUGAUAUCUCGCUACUUCUUGUACUUCUUCAUCUUGUUUUGGGUUAUAAUCCUAUCAGUAAGUUUCAAAGUUGGAAGGUGCAUCCAUUCCAGGUGACUUGUUGAAACUUUGUAGUAGUAUUUUAGCGGUAGUUUAGAAACUUUCUAUGCUGCCAAAUACAACAGGUUGUUGCAGAUCCAUCUGCAGUCUUUAUUCAAAUAUAUCAAUAGAUACUAGACUAACUGCCAACGAAUUGGUGGCUCACUUUUAAAUCCCUCUUUCUUCUUUUGUAUUUUCAUUUUAUAACUUUUCUAGAGUUUAUAGUUGCAUUGCAGGGCUUUCCUGUACUUAACCAGUUUAUGAGAGCAAAGGAGCCUUCUCAUUCCAUCAUGUUCAUGUAAUUCAUUGGAUGAACCAUCGUAAUCUUUCAAUUAAGCAAAAUUUGCCUACAAAGGUUGGCUCUCA
Messenger RNA from Benincasa hispida (wax gourd), 2198 nucleotides. It is a transcript of the gene NAC053, whose product is annotated as NAC domain containing protein 53. Gene Ontology annotation, biological process: regulation of DNA-templated transcription. Gene Ontology annotation, molecular function: DNA binding. Lineage: Eukaryota; Viridiplantae; Streptophyta; Magnoliopsida; Cucurbitales; Cucurbitaceae. The record is from RefSeq and is a predicted model, not a curated record.